UUACUAAAUGACCAAAAACUCCAAGCCCACAAAGAAAGCAAUUAAAGCCCUGGAGCCUCCUAGGGCUUGAAGAGUUGUCGUCUUCUUCUUUCUCACUCUUGUAGUGCCUCUCCAAUCUCCGCCUCUCUCUCUCUCUCUCUGAACUCAUCCGAUGGCUCCGAAGAAGGAAAAGGCUCCUCCUCCGUCGUCCAAGCCAGCCAAAUCCGGCGGCGGAAAACAAAAGAAGAAGAAGUGGAGCAAGGGAAAGCAAAAGGAGAAGGUGAACAACAUGGUGUUGUUUGAUAAGGCUACCUAUGAUAAGCUUCUCUCUGAGGCUCCCAAGUACAAGCUCAUCACGCCUUCCAUUCUCUCUGAUCGUUUGAGGGUUAAUGGGUCACUUGCGAGGAAGGCUAUAAGAGACCUGAUGGCUAGGGGUGUGAUUAGGAUGGUAUCUGCCCAUUCCAGCCAGCAGAUUUACACUAGGGCAACCAACACCUAGUUGUCUCAUUUCUUCUUGUUUGUCAAACUUAUGUAAUAGGGUAAUUCUGGUUGCUACCACUCAGUAAUUGCUUCAGCUUGUGUUUUGUUUAUUUAGUAUUUCUUCUGCAUGUCUUUUGUUGGCUAGAAUCUCAAUUAUCAAAUCAGUUUUGCUUGAUUA
This is a messenger RNA of Rhododendron vialii, 637 nucleotides long. RefSeq names its product small ribosomal subunit protein eS25. The record is from RefSeq and is a predicted model, not a curated record. The transcript has 4 exons. Lineage: Eukaryota; Viridiplantae; Streptophyta; Magnoliopsida; Ericales; Ericaceae. Gene Ontology annotation, molecular function: structural constituent of ribosome. Gene Ontology annotation, cellular component: cytosolic small ribosomal subunit. The coding region runs from base 152 to 478 and encodes 108 amino acids.